CACGCGUCGCGCCCGCCCACCGGCGAGGCUGGCGCCUGGCCUGGGCCCCCGCUCCUCCGCCGGCGAGCUCAGCCGCCUGGGGCAAGUGCUUCCCUGCCCUGGCCUCGUCCGCGCCCCUCUGCGCGCCCCCAGCGGGGCACCUCAAGUCUCCUCCAGCUGUGGCCUUCUGGGGUCAGACGUGUCCCCUGAUAGGGCCCCCCUGUGCUGAGAGACCCCGAGGGCACGUCGACCCCCGAGAGGGCGGGAGGCGGAUCCUGCUUCUGGUUCCGUCAUCGCGCCCUGGCCCAGGCGUUAGGAGCUCCUUGAGCCACCCCGGCUCUGCUCUCUGGGCCUCAGUUUCCUCAUCUUUAAAAUGAAGACGCUGAGUAGAUGUGGGGCAGGGUGCUUGAAAAAAGAGGGGCGGAGGGUCGAGGGUCCCGUCGGAAACCCUCAGCCCAGCUUGCACCUUCUGAGCCCCCGAGACCCCGCCACUUGCUCCCGGGGCGGGGCGGGGCUGCCCCGUGACCCGAUUGCUAUGGCACCGGCGGUAACAAUCAGGCCCGCGGCCCCGCCCCUUCUCACCUCAGAUCUCCCCACCCCACCCACCCCGUCUCCCAAGCCCUGGGAAGGGCCUCCCCGCCCCUCCGGAGCCCCAGACACCCACGGAGACGCUCCAGCUUCAGGGCACUCUGUGAGUGAAGGCCGCUCUAGGACAAGCAAGAUCAAGAAGUGCCUGCACCCUGCGCCUUUCAUCCAGACUAAUCUGGCUGCAGUGACUCUUGUUCAAGGGACGAUCACUUUGGAUAGCUUAUUACAGCUCCUCUCACGGUACUCCUGGUGUGCAUGUCACAAGUCGAUAGGAUCAAGAACCAAGUCGGUUUUGCUCUCAGGGGCUCUUGGGGCCACCAGUCAAGACUCCUUCUCGCCUGUGAAUGAGCAGACAGGAUGAUGAAUGAGGUGAAAGAAUCCCUUCGAAGUGUGGAGCAGAAGUACCGGCUCUUCCAGCAGCAGCAGUUCACCUUCAUCGCUGCCCUGGAGCACUGCAGGGAGAAUGCCCACGACAAGAUCCGGCCCGUCUCCAGCAUCGGGCAGGUGCAGAGCUACACGGAGCACCACUGCGGCAACUCCACAGACCGGCGUGUCCUGCUCAUGUUCCUGGACAUCUGCACAGAGCUCGGCAAGCUGUGCCAGCACUUCGAGGCCCUGCACUCGGGCACCCCUGUCACCAACGACCUCCUCGAGAAAUGCAAGACCCUCGUUAGCCAAAGCAACGACUUAAGCAGCCUGCGAGCAAAGUACCCUCACGACAUGGUGAACCACCUCAGCUGCCACGAGGCCAGGAACCACUAUGGAGGCGUGGUGAGCCUCAUCCCCAUUGUCCUAGACUUGAUGAAAGAAUGGGUCGCCCACUCGGAGAAGCUGCCCCGCAAAGCGCUGCAGCACGUGAGUGAGCCCCAGGCAGCCACCAGGGCAGCCGCUCGUGCUCCCCAGGCCACAGGCACCCAGCCUCGGUUAAGAAAAGACAAGUGUGGGCAACCGACACAAGACAGCCUCAAACCUAGGGGGAAAAACAAAGAAUGUUCAAAACCACCCUGGAGACCACCUGGUGGGAAACUAACUCAGCCGGUGACCUGCUUGAUCCCAAUCCCAUCCUGUCCCAUCCCGUCCCGUGGGGCACUUUGCUACUAAGCUUAGUUUCCACUAGUUGAUCCAUUUUCACUGGUGCCCACAGUCUUUGCCCCUUAUUAACCCCCAAGGGGACCACCCCAUGUAUGUCUGAGAACCUCUCUCCCUCUCGUGCUUUAACUUCUAACUUUUCCUCGCCUCCGAGCGUCAGGCUCCGUGCUGAUGAAGAGGACCGUCACUUAGUGUUGCUGGUAGAGGGUGUCCCGGGGAGGCUGGGAAAGGGCUAGGGCACCGACUGUGCCGCCCAGGCCCAGCUUUCCCAGCUGAGCCACUCAGCUCCCUUCCCGCCGCGGCGGCAGCCAUAGGCGAGACGCCACUCUCCGCAAGACAGAGCUGCUCCCGCCUCCCGGGGUGCUGAGGGCAGCUUGCUGCACUGCUCAGUGUGAUCAGGUCUCUGCACCAAAGCCCAAGGGGGAACGAGCCCGCCUUGCCUCUCCUUUACUUGGAAGGGAGACUGAGAGAAGCCGGAAGAAUUGACUUUGUGGCUCCCAUCCGAGGACAGUUACCUGGUUUCCACAACAUAAUUGAGGCCCAGACGUUGUAAAAUGCGUCACUGGCUUCCGGGCUUGCCAGAAGUACUGUCUGACUGUUGGUUUUUGCCUUCACAGGGGGCGACUUAGCUUCUGUAUUCUUGCUUCCUCGGGGGCGACGGUCAAGAAUAAAAAGUGUUCUGCCA
Messenger RNA from Balaenoptera acutorostrata (minke whale), 2341 nucleotides. It is a transcript of the gene SPACA9, whose product is annotated as sperm acrosome associated 9. Lineage: Eukaryota; Metazoa; Chordata; Mammalia; Artiodactyla; Balaenopteridae. Gene Ontology annotation, cellular component: acrosomal vesicle; ciliary base; sperm flagellum. The coding region runs from base 925 to 1668 and encodes 247 amino acids. The record is from RefSeq and is a predicted model, not a curated record. The transcript has 5 exons.